This is a messenger RNA of Nomia melanderi (Alkali bee), 2370 nucleotides long. The record is from RefSeq and is a predicted model, not a curated record. NCBI's taxonomy places the organism in Eukaryota, Metazoa, Arthropoda, Insecta, Hymenoptera, Halictidae.
UCGACGGUGUCCCGGCUCGGCCGCUGGAGGCGCUGCCGCGGCGCUCAGUAGUGACAAGAUGGCGACGCCCAGCGAGCUGUCUCUCGAGGAGAUUCGCAAAUAUUUAUUGGAAAACGGUGGCACAGCACGGAACCACGACGUCGUGAAGUAUUUCAAGAAAUUCCUAACGGACCCCGAAACCCGAGUCGAGGCACGGAAUCGGUUCAAGGAAUACGUGAACACCCUGGCCACUAUAAAGAACGAAGAGGGGGAGAAGUAUUUGGUUCUGAAGAAGAAGUACCGGCAAACUGCUCUGGAGUUCCCGUCCCCGGAGCAAAUUGGAUCGCCUCUCACCUCUCCUGACAUUGUCACCCCGGUCUCUCCUCUUCGAGUUCCUCCGCCGUACAGGCCACCACCCCCCGCGCCACUCAGCCCAUCCGCGACUAACUCGGACGCGGUCCGCGAGGAAUCGUGUUCAAAUUUCGGUCACGAGGGGGCCGCGAUCGACGCGCGGAAAAAUGGCGUUCACGGUGCGGAGGCUGGAUUUUCAACUGCAUCGCCGCCGGUGCCACCCCGACGUAAAAGUCAAGAUAAAAUCAAGAUGGACAAUAAGGAGAACGUUGACAGGAACAGGGGAGGAUCCGAAGCAGUGAUCAAGGAAGAUGAGGCAGUUACCGGGAUACCGAGCUCGGCCGAGCAAUUAAGCUUCCGCGAGCGGAUGCAACGUUUCAACCGGAUGGCUAGCGAAACUGAUCUCCAUGGCAGACCUAACGGCGCUAUCACGCCCACUAAAAAGCGAUCAGACAAGGGUGCCGACGAGGAUGACAGCGCUUCCGUUGCCUCGCAACUGGACGGGAAGUCGCGCGAGUGGCUGGUCAGGGCUGCGCAGGGGGACUACCAGGCGUUGGCGAAGCUGGCCGGGGAGGAACCUCGUCUCACCGGGCUCAAGGACCCGACAUCCGGCUAUACGGCUUUACACUGGGCGGCGAAGCACGGCGACGAGAACAUCGUGAAGCUGAUCGCGGGCACUUACAAGGACUACAUCAAGAGCGUCAACGAGACUACGAACGGGGGAUACACGCCGCUGCACAUAGCGAUGCAAUUCGACCACGAGAACAUCUUCAAUCUCCUAGUCCAAGUAUACGGUGCGAAUCAAGAAAUUCGUGACUACAGUGGAAAGAAAGCGAGACAGUACUUGGUCUCACAGGAGGCCGCUGUCAGUCAGGACACCUUCCGCAAAAUAAAAGCAAGGAAAAAGCAUGCAGAGAAAGAUCUUGGUUUCCUGCGUAUUGGCUCGCUGAACGAACGCGUGAAACGCACGACGGAAGCGUUCAGCCAGUUCCUGGGUGUGGCAACUAGCAGCGCCAGCAGCAACCACGAGAAGAUACACAAGAGCUGGGGCUCCGCGGAUAAUGUGCAGUUGGACCAGAAGAUGAUGCCACCCCCGAAGUACGCGCCUAUCAAGAAGAGGAGGAGCCGCAGGGCGCAGGAUUUCGGAUCGUCGCGGGACCACGCGGCCAGCCAACCCAACACUCCGUUGCUGCAGGGCAAAGUGUCCCGAUCCAGCCAACACCGGCGGCCAACCUCCACCACAGUCGUCACCACGAGCAGAUCGCAGCAGAACAACGACUCCGACUCGGACACCGCGUGCGGCUUCGACUCCACGUGGCGAGGAUCGGCGCAGUUGUGAAGAAAUUAUUUAUUCCGUCGUCGACAGCUCAGAGGCUUUAUUCAGUCAGGGUGUGCGGGGGUGUUCGACCCCCGUUCAAUCUCCUUCCGCUAUCGGGACGCUUCGAGUCGUUCGCAUUCGUCGGCGAAUCAUCGAAACGAGAGGAAGAUAUUUUAAUUUAUUCAUCGAUGCGAUUUAUUUAUGGGAGGCUCACUGGAAAAUCACGCUGGAGCGAGUGUUGAACGCAGUGUUCGCUAGCGGAAGGAAGUUUGAACUUGGGGCAGAUUCGUCUACUUGUGGAUAGAUCGACCAGGAUAAUCGAGCUUUCGGAAUUAUUAAUUUUGAACGAAGUUCGCACAAUACUUUCCCGUCGCCAGAUUCUCAAAGGAACGAUAUUUUUCUACGUUGCUGUCACUGUAGCUUUUGUCAGUGCCUUAUUUAACAGCCCGACGCAACGGUUUACGUUUAUCGGUGUCACUUUCCUCGAGGCGUCCAAACGCGUCCUGCCUCGUUCGCUUGAUAAUGAGAUUGCGACUUUUCUAUACAGGGUGUACUGUGCACAAUUAUUUUGUAAGAUAUAUCUCGCUAUGUGCGCGCAGCGUAGAAACACGAGUAUAAUUAAAGAGCAAUUUUGUCUGUGGUAUUUAUCAUGUUACUGAUGGAUAUAUUAACUUUUUCGAUGUAGAGCUUUUUUCUAAUAAAGUAUGUACAUGAUCGUAUUA